UCCAAUCCGAUACUCCCGUUCAAUUGGUGGCCAAUAAAGUGGAUAUGGUGCAUUUACGUCAGGUCAGCCGCGAUGAGGGAGAAAUAUUAUCCAAAGAUUUUGAUUGUAAAUUUAGUGAAGUAUCGGCUGCAGAUCAUGUGGACCAAGUGGCUGAGGUAUUCAAUGAUUUGUGUAAGGAAAUUAUAGUCAAAAGGAAAUCAAAACAGAGUUUACUGGAGAGAAUGUUGGGCGGUGCCAGACCCUACAGUCGGGGGAAAAGUGAUAGUAAUUUGCCUAAGGAUUGAGUUAUUUUUAUAUUGUUAUUUUUAAUUUAAAUUGUUUUGCAUUAAGAAAUAAUUUUAUUUCUUGUUUUAUUAAAUAGUAAAUUUUAUUUAUAAUUAAUUGUAAUUUU
Molecule: messenger RNA, 391 nt
Organism: Lucilia sericata (common green bottle fly)
Lineage: Eukaryota; Metazoa; Arthropoda; Insecta; Diptera; Calliphoridae
Product: GTP-binding protein RAD-like
Molecular function (GO): GTP binding; GTPase activity
Source: RefSeq, a predicted model, not a curated record